Pogoniulus pusillus (Red-fronted tinkerbird) is the source of this 3890-nucleotide messenger RNA. It is a transcript of the gene BCHE, whose product is annotated as butyrylcholinesterase. NCBI's taxonomy places the organism in Eukaryota, Metazoa, Chordata, Aves, Piciformes, Lybiidae. Gene Ontology annotation, molecular function: acetylcholinesterase activity. The transcript is spliced from 4 exons. Bases 151 to 1962 code for a protein of 603 amino acids. The record is from RefSeq and is a predicted model, not a curated record. Gene Ontology annotation, biological process: choline metabolic process; acetylcholine catabolic process. Gene Ontology annotation, cellular component: plasma membrane.
GGUUCCAAUGUCAGCGCUGUCCGAGUGAGCGGCUUGGCGCCGCCGCUGCGCGCCCCUGUGCCCUGCCGCUGCGCGCCCCUGUGCCCCGCCGUGCGCACGCAGCCCGCCGCUUACCGACUUUGUAGUGCUUGUAGUGGAAGGUGCGGCAUCAUGAUGUGGACAAGUGGUACACUUCUCUGCACUAGAUUUCUUAUGUGGCUUCUUCUCCUGUAUGUAUUCAUCAGGAAGGUAAUGCCUGAAGAUAACAUCAUUACAACGAGGAAAGGCAGAGUCAGAGGGACAAGCUUGCAGGUACUAGGGGGAACUGUGACAGCCUUCCUUGGAAUACCUUAUGGACAGCCACCCAUUGGUCAACUGAGAUUCCGAAAGCCAGAACCUCGUGAGUCAUGGUCAGACAUUUGGGAUGCCACAAGGCAUGCAAACUCUUGUUACCAGCUUAUAGACACAACCUUCCCAGGAUUUGCUGGGUCAGAGAUGUGGAAUCCGAAAACUAACCUAAGUGAAGACUGCUUGUACCUUAAUGUAUGGAUCCCUUCUCCCAAACCCAAGAACGCAACUGUCAUGGUCUGGAUAUAUGGAGGUAGCUUUGAGUCUGGAUCAACGUCCCUACCUGUCUAUGAUGGCAAGUUUCUGGCCAGGGCUGAAAGAGUGAUUGUAGUUUCCAUGAACUACAGGACUGGUUCAUUAGGAUUUUUGGCUUUGCCAGGAAACCAGGAAGCUCCUGGAAAUGCAGGUUUAUUUGAUCAAAGAUUGGCACUUCAGUGGGUCCAGGAAAACAUAGCAGCCUUUGGAGGCAAUCCAAAAAGCGUGACCAUAUUUGGAGAGAGUGCUGGCUCUGUUUCUGUCAGUUACCACAUCCUGUCUCCCCAGAGCCAUCCUUUAUUCACCAGAGCCAUCAUGCAGAGUGGAUCUGCAAAUGCCCCUUGGGCUGCAGUCACAGCAGUUGAAGCCAGAAACCGAACAGUGGCUUUAGCUAAAGCACUUCAGUGUCCCACCAGCAACGAAGCAGAGCUAAUUCUCUGCCUCCGAGACAAGGACCCAAACGAUCUCCUGGAGAAAGAAGUUUUUGCUGUAGCACAUGACCCUCUGUUACGUGUAUAUUUCCAACCCACUGUAGAUGGGGAUUUUCUCUCAGAUAUGCCAGAAGCACUGAUUGAGAGUGGCCUCUUCAAACCAACACAGAUCUUAAUUGGUGUCAAUAAAGAUGAAGGGUCAGCGUUUCUAGUAUAUGGACUCCCAGGCUUCAGCAAAGAUCAUGACAGCCUGAUCAAUCAAACUGAAUUUAAAACAGCUUUAACUCUGUCCUUCCCAGAGGCCAGCCAGCUGGCAGUAGAAGCAAUCAUUUUUCAGUACACAGACUGGGAAAAUGAGCAAAAGGCGGAACACUACCGUGAUGCCAUGGAUGAUGUUGUCGGUGACUACAACAUCAUAUGUCCUGUAGUGGAUUUCGCUACAAAAUUUGCACAACAAGGGCACAAGGCCUUCUUUUAUUUCUUUGACCAUCGAUCAUCAAAGCUUCCCUGGCCAGAGUGGAUGGGAGUGAUGCACGGUUAUGAGAUCGAGUUUGUGUUUGGACUGCCCCUAGAGAGAAGAGUCAACUACACCAAAGCUGAACAAGCCCUAAGCCGCUCCAUGCUGAGACACUGGGCCACUUUUGCAAAGACUGGAGCUCCAAAUGGGACCCUGAUUAGCGGAGGACAGUGGCCAGCCUUCACCAGCACCCAGCAGCAAUGCCUGACAUUGAACACCAGCGCUCCAGAGGUACUGACAAAGUUACGUGCUCAGCACUGCCGCUUCUGGAGCACUUUUUACCCCAAAAUCCUGGAACUGACAGGAAAUAUUGAUGAAGCAGAACGGGAGUGGAAAGCAGGAUUCCGUCGCUGGAACAAUUACAUGUCAGACUGGAAAAAUCAAUUUAAUGAUUACACCAGCAAGAAGGAGAGAUGUGCAGGCUCUAAUUAAUAUGUUUACCCUCUCCACUAUGUCUGUAUUACUGCUCAUCAGGCAAAUAUACAAGUAGCUUUCUAACACAUCUAGCAUUAAAUAUGUUACGCAGAUUAAAAGAGUUUUAUGAUAUCCUUUUGAUUCCCCAGACCCUUGAUUUAUAUUUUACCUCGUAUCUCAAUAAACAAUAUCAGGCAUCCGCAGCCUUUGAAGCUUCACUGUGCUAGAUAGGACUACAGAGAUUAAAGUCUGAAGAUUAAUGAUGUACAUAUUAUUAUAAACACUGGCUGCUGCAAUUCACACUUCAAAGCAACAAUGUAAUCUGUUACAGACAAAUGGAUUUUGGGCUAAUAGGAAUAGCAGUGUUUUACAGGGCUGCCAUGCAAAACACAAUUGGCUUUGAUCUUUAACUGCGAUGCCACCGUGCUUAAGCCUUGCUUCAGACAUCAUUUCAUUGACAUAAACAUAAAGAGAUAAUAACUUUGCUGGACACAGCAAAUGAUAUUUGCUUGUUAGACCAAAAAGUUUUAAGACUGCCAUUAAACUCCAAAUCAUUGCUGCUUUAUGGCCAAACCUGUGGCACAAUCCACAGUCAGAGACUAUUCAGACUGGGUAUUGAAGGCCUAAAUCAUUGGCACUCUAUGUGCAAAUGCAACGGUGAAACAAGCCAGAAGAAUUGAUGCCUCUGCUGCUUCUCUCUUCAUUUUUCAAAGAGGAAAGACCUACAAGUUCACAAACUCACAGCUUGCCCUUCUCAGGCACCCAAUGUCUUCAAUUGUCCCUGCUAUGAAUGCUGCUUUAUGGCCAAGCCUGUGGCACGAUCCACAGUCAGAGACUAUUCAGACUGGGUAUUGAAGGCCUAAAUCAUUGGCAAUCUGUGUGCAAAUGCAGUGGUGAAACAAGCCAGAAGAAUUGAUGCCUCUGCUUAUUCUCUCUUCAUUUUUCAAGGAGUAAAGACCUACAGGUGCACUAACUCACAGCAUGCCCUUCUCAGGCACCCAAUGUCUUCAAUUGUCCCUGCUAUGAAGGUAAGCUCCAGUUAUAGUGUUUUUUGUCCACCAAGCUGCCUCCUAGUCAAGGGAUGGCUGCACGAUUGCUGCAAGAGAGUAUUGCUCUGCAUAUCAGCAGGCUCAUCAGGAAACAGCCCUGAGAGCCCCGCUCAGCCAGCCCACUCUCAGCUGGGGAGUGGGACCUGGCUACAAAGUCUUUGCUUCUCUUGAAGAAAGCUGGGGAGGGUAACACUGCAGAGAGACAUUGUGACCUUGUUGGAAAGGACCCAGCUCUUUGACAUGGUCAAGUGAUCUCCAGUUGCCAUGCAAGUAGGCAUCUUCAGGACCCUUUCUACCUACUUCAGCUGAAUCUAUUAGAAGCUUCUAAAAAAAGCCCUGGAUAAUUCUACAUCCUACUUCUCUGCUUCUGGAUGGGGUUGGAAGUUGUAUGCCUGAAUAACACCUUAAUUGGCUGCUUUUCACUGGCCCAACUGGGAAGAAUAAAUGCCAAAGUUUUGAUAAAUAUAAGGAGUAUGUAAAAGCAGCAACCCAUCUCAUAAAUAAAUUAUCCUGAAGCUCUCUGUAAAUGCAGCAGCAUUGCAGUGCAUCCAUUUUCUGUUCUAGUGAUUGCGAGCUCUUGCAGAAUUCCUCCUCAAAUUGAGGAGACUGGAGAGAUUGAGGUAAUGAACAGAGAGGCUUCUCCUUCUGGUAAGCAGUUUGACCAAACAGCAUCCCUACACUGAAAGGAUUUAUUUUUGCAGAAAGACCAAAUUCUGCAAUUUCAGUUUUGGUUUGUUUUUUUCUUUCCUAAGAAAAGUCAUUACCCAGCUAAACUAUGGCAAAAAUCACCUUUUAGCACAGUAUUUCCAAAGACCACAAUCAAAAGCAACCUGGACACUUCUGAGCAAGCUGAUUAAAACUUGAAAUUAUCUGGAAUUAAAAAGCCUUCUUUAUGCA